AUGCAUCCGAGGAUCAUUUUGGAGUAUCAUGGCAUCAACGGAGAUCUCGAGACCAAGUCGAUCGAACUUGGCAGCCUUGAUCCGGAGACAGAUGUGGACGCCUUGGUGAAGAAGCUGGUCCGUGAAGAGGGGCUCAUCUCCGAGAGCAACAAGGAGGCCCUGCAAAAGAUGAUCUUCAAGCUCAUGGACAAGAUCAAAGAUCAGGAGAGUCAACGAUUUGAGUUGGUGCAAAUCUUGCGAGGUCACCUUUUGCCAUUGACCAGUUGCUCUUUCAACAAGUCCUGCUCAAAGAUCCUCACGGCCUCCUUUGACCGCAGCUGUCGAGUUUGGGACGUUUUUGGCGAGGAACUUCUGACAUUGGAGGGCCACGAUGGCCCCGUGAACGCCGCGGCCUUCAACAACCCUUUGGGCGAUCGCAUUGUGACCGGCAGUGGGAAGUUGGCGCGGCUUUGGGAUGCCAACAGCGGGCAAUGUCUCCACGUGCUGAAGGGCCAUGAGGGACGUAUCACCUGUGCGAGUUUCAAUUUGCAAAGUUCCGUCCUAUGCACUGGUAGCUCUGAUGGCGGCCUGAAGCUGUGGGACGUGGAAAUUGGCCUCGCGAUUUUGUCCCUGCGCGGGCAUUCUGGUGACAUCUCGUCAGUGAGCUUCAGCACAGAUGGUGAUAAGAUUCUGAGCGGCUCCUUCGACAACACUGCCAAAAUUUGGGAUGUUCGAACUGGAAAAUGCCUUCACACGUUGUCCGGGCAUGGCAGUGAGAUCAAAUCCAAGCAACUCCAAGAUGGACAUCGCGGCUACAUCUCAGCCGCAUCCUUCGACUUCGCUGGGCAUUUGUGCCUCACUGGAAGCUUUGACGGAACAUGCAAGCUUUGGAGAGUGAAAAAUGGGAGGUGUAUGGACACCCUGAGAGGCCGGUGUCACGAGAAAUUGCAUUUUCAAUGUGCUGAAGGCUGA
Molecule: messenger RNA, 951 nt
Organism: Durusdinium trenchii
Lineage: Eukaryota; Dinophyceae; Suessiales; Symbiodiniaceae
Source: the annotation of a GenBank genome assembly